This is a messenger RNA of Mus musculus (house mouse), 2910 nucleotides long. RefSeq names its product killer cell lectin-like receptor subfamily C, member 3 (gene Klrc3). Gene Ontology annotation, molecular function: MHC class Ib receptor activity; MHC class I protein complex binding; carbohydrate binding. Lineage: Eukaryota; Metazoa; Chordata; Mammalia; Rodentia; Muridae. The coding region runs from base 224 to 964 and encodes 246 amino acids. The transcript is spliced from 7 exons. Gene Ontology annotation, cellular component: signaling receptor complex; plasma membrane. Gene Ontology annotation, biological process: immune system process; regulation of natural killer cell mediated cytotoxicity; immune response-regulating cell surface receptor signaling pathway. The record is from RefSeq and is a predicted model, not a curated record.
CCUACUAAAAAUAAGAAUAUUUUUAACCAUAUCACGUGAUCUCAAAAUCCAAGGCAAAAUUUAGAUACUUCAACUAUACAAAAGCGCCAAUUCUUUGGUCUCCUCCCUUUUUAUUGUGUCAGAAUGUGUAGCUUCUUCAAUAGAAUCACCACAGCAUAGAACACAAGUAGAAUUACCACAGAGCCCAGAAUUGAUAUCACUCACUGGUCUACAGACAAGAGUCAUGAGUCACCUGCUUGGAACUGAACAGGCCUCAGAACCCAGGAAAGCCACAAAGAAAACCCAGGCGCAGCUCCGUUUCAGUAAUGCAGCAGGAGAUCGCCUGCUGGAGUUUAGCCUUCAACAUGCUUCCCAGAAGCAUCUGAAGGCCAGCAGGCAUGGCUACUGCAAAAAUUUUGCAUCACCUCCAGAGAAGCUCAUCGCUGGAAUCCUGGGCACCAUCUGGUUUACCUUAUUGAUUGCUCUAGUAAUCUCAACCAGAAUUGUUUCUCCAUAUGCUGAACUGAAGAAGCAGAUCCACCCCUUCUUGGUUAGAACCCAGAAAGGCUCACACGUCUUGCUCUCCAAAGAUAUAAACCACAGUCUAUCUUCAGCACAAACUUAUGCUCUUUGUCCAAAGGAAUGGAUCUUAUAUUCUCACAAUUGUUAUUACAUUGGCAUGGAAAGAAAAUCUUGGAAUGACAGUUUGGUGUCCUGCAUUUCCAAAAACUGUAGUCUGCUUUAUAUAGACAGUGAAGAGGAGCAGGACUUUCUGCAAUCCCUUUCACUGGUCUCAUGGACUGGAAUCCUUCGGAAGGGCAGAGGUCAGCCCUGGGUCUGGAAAAAAGACUCAACUUUCAAACCAAAGAUAGCAGAGAUUCUCCAUGAUGAAUGUAACUGUGCCAUGAUGUCAGCUUCUGGUCUCACAGCAGACAGCUGUACAACUUUACAUCCAUAUCUUUGUAAGUGUAAAUUCCCCAUCUGAAACACCCGCACUGGAAGUCUGCCAGGACUACAUGAUAUCCAGAAAAAAUGAAGUUUCCUGGAAACCCAGCUUGAUUUCCAUAUGCCCUGCCACUAGAGCAUCUGGAGUGUGAGGUCUUCAGAAAUACGAAGUUAUCAUCUAGUUCUGGUAUAUAGCCAAUACCCAUUGCAAUAACCUCUAUAAUGUGUGAGUCUUCAGGAACCGCCCUAUCAAUAAUGUGAAGUGAGGUAAUUCCACUUCACUGGAAUUAUCAUUCCAUAACCAAAUGUUUCAGAUAUCCCCUGUGUACCAUCUCUUCUGUUUAAAUGUGUUAACUGCUAUUUUGAUUUUCAUAGACACAAGCUGUAGGAUUUUUUUCUCAACUAUCUUGUUAAGCACCAUCUGAAUAUGACCCAACCAUAAAACUUCAAAGAAUUUCCACUGCUUGGGCCCUGUACCCUGUGCAGAUUAAGAUUUGUCUUUCUUAUCCUCUGCGUAUAUACACAAUUUCAUUGAGAUGUUCCUCUAAAUCUUUAAAAUAUUCAGCCAUCAAUCUCCACUCCAAGGCACUACCAAAUGGGCUUGGAAUUCAGAAUGGAAGGAGAUUCAAAGACAAAACAAAACAAUAGAAUUUCAACUCCCCAUGAAUAGAUCCUACCACUUACAGCAAAUGACUUUUUACAACAAAUGACAAAUGUCAGGUAUAGUAACAUGGAUGGAGGUGUCAUGAUAUACUGUGCUCUGUAAUCCACAGUCAUUCUCAUUGAUUCAUCUAGCUUCAUGUUUCACCCUCAGGUAAAAGUUACCAAAAAUGUUAUGAUGCUAUUUAUUGACAUCUGCACCCCCAACCUAUUUCUUGCUUGGGAAAAAGGAACACAGUAUACAGGGUUGGAAAACCAACUAUCUUUCCAUUUGUACUAUUCUCUCAAUAUAUCUAUACACUGUUGUCCAUUGCCUGUAAAUCUACUGUAACACAUCAGAAUCCAAGAUACCUGGACCCAGCCCCAACCCUGAAACAGUUGUCUGAUUCUUAAUAGAAUCCCUAUAAAUCUACAAUUGAACCUUGGACCUCUAGGCACCCUGCAUGAUCCUAAUCUGUAGGCAACUUUGGCCAUGCCAUUACAGAAAUGGCUAAGAAUGUCUCCCAGAAAACAAACUCUUCCUUCAGAGCAAUAGUUGCAGUGAGGGCCAUAGGCACUCAAUGUUUACUAAGGAGUAGUUGUUCAGUCUUUGAAGCCUAUCAGGUCUAUAAGCAUAACAUUUGGCUUUCUGUCAAGUUUAUCCUUAGGAACUCAAGCUCAAACAAAAUCUUGUUUCAUCAGCUUUUAAGUGAUCUGGAAAUAACCUUUCCCCUCCCACCCAUCAAGCCUCCUCCAUCAUCAUAUCAAAUUUUCCUGCUUAAUCAUAGGGCACCUUCUGCAUGUCUUAGUAAUUGCCACUGCAGCUAGGAAUCAUAUUCUAUUGCACAAAGGGAAGCCUGAUUCCUUUGGAAUUGUCUUCACAGAUACACCACUCUCAGACAGCUCAACCUCAGCUGUGUUUUAUUACCCAUACAAUGGGUAUUCUCCCACCCAUUUGGGUUCUGUUGGGUCUGUUUGAGCAUCAUUUGUUACAUUGGUUUUCCUCAGAAGACACACAGAAAUGCCUAUUUAGUCAAGAAUUCAUACGAAGAGACCAAAGAAGCUUCUUAAAGGAGACAGAAGAGGAUGUUGUAUUUCCUGAAGCUGGACUUUCUGGCUACUGUUAGCUGCCUGACAUGAGUGCUGCAAGCUGAACCCAGAUCAUUUGCAAAAGCAAUGAAGUGUUCUUAAGCACUGAUCCAUCUUCAGGCUCAGAUAUUUUCAGGAAUAAUCAGUGUUGCUAUGUUUAUUUUAUAUGUGUACACUUUUUGCAAGUGUACUGAAAAUACUUUGAGAGUUAAUUUAAUUGAAUUUUAUGUGUCUCUCCUUUCUGUCAUAACUCUGGUG